Molecule: messenger RNA, 772 nt
Organism: Homarus americanus (American lobster)
Lineage: Eukaryota; Metazoa; Arthropoda; Malacostraca; Decapoda; Nephropidae
Exons: 3
Coding region: 22-528 (168 amino acids)
Source: RefSeq, a predicted model, not a curated record
GUAUAUAAGCCGCGUCUCACGAUGUCUCGUCAGUCUCUGGUACACCGCAACAACAACAACCAACUAUACAAGAUGAAUGGACAUCUAGUCAUCGCUCUUGCCGUCGGCGCUGCCGUCGUGGCCCUAACAGACAGCACUAUUCUGUUGGCCGGCACAGGAGUCACGGUGAGCGGCGGGCCUGGCAGCCGGCGCCGCAGUUGUGGGCGCCCUGGCUGUGGAGCCGCUGCUGUAGCACUAGCGCGCCGCGGCAAGAGAGAAGUCGCGUCCUGCCUUCCCUUCGGUAACCCGGAGCUCUACUUCUCCAUGGCUGCUAACUCAGACUUCCUGGACUGUGGUCGCCGCUUUGUGUGCGAACUGGAGGCCACUGCUGAUGGUAACCUGAGUGAGGAAGAGAUUCUCAUCCGCAACUUCUUUGGGAGGAGAAACUCCGCUGUCAACGGACUGCCGGAACUUUCUUCACUAAGGCCGGCAGCGUCGGUGCCAUCAACGGCGUCGCUGCCUGUGCCAUAUCUCCACCUGUCCCUUUGACAGGAAGACCAUCUUCUUGGCAUUCAAGGAAGCACAGAAGGCUCAGUAAAUCUAUAAGUUUUCCCUUCACCGGGUCUGACGCCCAUAGACCCACGAGGACUAGGUAGUUCGGGCGUUAGUGCCACCUAUAGCGGCCGCGACAAGACCAGAGCCAGGUGUGUCGCGGCUCAACAUGAUCUCCAGCGUGUGGCAGUCUUACUGCGUCUACUGUAUCUAUCAUUAUUGAAUAAAUAUUUUGAUAACA